CGCAUGCGCAGUGCCCCCCGCGGUGCGGCUCUCCGGAGCCCCGAGCGGCGCCGGUGACGUCGGGGGGCGGCGGCCAAUCGGCGGCGCGGGGCGGCGCGGCGGAGUCGGUGGCGGUUCCGCUCCCGGUCCCGGCGCGGCCAUGGCCCAUCACGGCGGCCCCGCGGUGCUCCCGGAUAACCCCUUCCAAGACCCCGCCGUGGUGCAGCACCGGCCCGGCCCCGAGAGCGCGGCGCUGGACGCCUAUAACCCCUUCGAGAGCGGCGCGCCGCCGCCGCCGUACUAUGCUCCGGCCGGGGCCCCGCCCGCCUCAGCCGUGCCGCCGCCGCCGCAGGGAACCGCGCAGCCCCCGAGGAGACCGAGCCCCACCGAGCCGCGGAACUACGGCUCCUACGGGACGCAGGCCUCGGCUGCAGCUGCCACGGCCGAGCUGCUGAAGCGGCAGGAGGAGCUGAACCGGAAGGCGGAGGAGUUGGACCGGAGGGAGCGGGAGCUGCAGAACGCCGCCCUCGGGGGCAGCGCCGCACGAGCCAACAACUGGCCCCCGCUGCCGUCCUUCUGCCCGGUGAAGCCUUGCUUCUACCAGGACAUCCCCGUGGAGAUCCCCGCCGACUUCCAGAAGACCGUUACCACGAUGUAUUACCUCUGGAUGGCCAGCACCGUUGCCCUCCUCCUGAACUUCCUCUCCUCCUUGGCCUGGUUCUGCGUGGAGCCCUCGUCCGGUUCUGGCUUCGGCCUCUCCAUCCUUUGGGCUCUUCUCUACACGCCCUGCUCCUUCGUCUGCUGGUAUAGGCCCAUGUACAAAGCCUUCAGGAGCGACAGUUCGUUCAACUUCUUUGUCUUCUUCUUCAUCUUCUUUGCCCAGAACGUGAUGUACGUGCUGCAGGCGAUCGGCAUUCCCAACUGGGGCUUCAGCGGUUGGAUCGUGAGCCUGACAGCGCUGAGGAAGAACAAGGCCGUGGCGGCGAUGAUGAUCCUGGUGUCCUUGCUCUUCACGGCGCAGGCGGUGCUGGGCGUUUCCAUGCUGAAAAGGAUCCAUUCCCUGUACCGCCGGACGGGCGCCAGCUUCCAGAAGGCUCAGGAGGAGUUUGCUGCGGGGGUUUUCUCCAACCAGGCGGUGCGCACGGCCGCCGCCAACGCCGCCGCGGGAGCCGCCUCCAACGCCUUCCGGGCGCCGUAACCCGGGGGGGGGGGGGGGGAGGUGGGAGCCCGGGCUCUGCCCUCCCGCCUCGGCCGCUCUCUUCACCAAGAGGUAAAACCCGAGUUUGCACUUUUUUUCAUUGGAUCCCCCGCGCGUCUGCAUCGGCUGCCGGAGGCCGCCUCGGCCCAGCGUGGAAGCGCUGGUGCCCGGAUCGUCUGCUGCUCUCCCCCCCCCCACCUUUUUCUCGCCGAUGGAUGGAGGCUGUUGUGGUUCGGGCCGGGCCCCUUCCCUCCGCGGACCGGGGGAAGGAGCAGGAGGGGAGGUGGGCGCCUUCCCUUCCAGCACCGGGCGGUGGGAGCCUCCUCUCGGUGGGUGGCAGGGGCUGAUAGGGCUGCUGCCCGCUCCUUCUGUUGCCCCAGAUCUUUUUUUCCCCCCGCCCGGCGCUGCCGUGGGGCUCAGCGUUCCCACUGCUGCCCAUGCCCAGCACACACAGGAGCCGGCGCAGCCCUGGGGGGGAUGUGUGUGUGUGGGGGGGGUUCCAUUCCUUCCCUUUGCAGCUGGACCCUCCGCUCUGCCCAGAACGCGUCCCUGCCUUCCCCGGGGGUGGCUCUGUCCCUGGGGGGGGCUGCGUGGGGAGGCCCCCCCCCCAUUCCGUGCCCCCUUCUCCUUCGUGGUGCUGGGCUGAGCCUGCUCUGAGCGUGGGGAUACGCUGGGCCGGGCAGCGGUGGUUCCUCCCUUCCACGUUGGUUCUUCAUUGUGUUCUGCCUUGGGCCAGCGUCCCCCCCCCGCCCUGGGCACCCUGUGCUCCGUGCACUGUCUUUGAGCGGCUCCCCCCCCCCGGGGGGGCACUGAGCCGUUCCCCGUGUGCCCCCUCAUCCUCAGUCCCUGCUGUUGCUGGCCGUGGGGUGGAGCCCCUGGCAGCAGUUGGGGGGGGGCUGUGAGUUGUUGUUUCUUGGCUGUUUUGGGGAGGGGGGGUUCAGUUCCUGCUGCUCCUGUGGGGGCUGAGGGGGUUUGUGCCUUCACCUGUGCCCGGUGGGGGAGGGGGGGUCCCCGGAUCUCUGCCCCUCCCGGGUCCGCCGUGGGGUGACAGCGGCGGU
This is a messenger RNA of Numida meleagris (helmeted guineafowl), 2235 nucleotides long. RefSeq names its product secretory carrier membrane protein 3 (gene SCAMP3). The record is from RefSeq and is a predicted model, not a curated record. The transcript has 10 exons. Gene Ontology annotation, cellular component: trans-Golgi network membrane; recycling endosome membrane. Gene Ontology annotation, biological process: protein transport. Lineage: Eukaryota; Metazoa; Chordata; Aves; Galliformes; Numididae. Bases 140 to 1177 code for a protein of 345 amino acids.